CUAUCUUGGCUCUCUCUCUAGCACAACUCUCUGUCUCUCUCUCCAGAUCAAUCAGAAUUCGGAUCAACCCCUCAUUGUCCGUCUCUUUCCACAAAACCACUCUCUAUUCGUGAAACCAACCGCGAAUCUCACAGAAGUUUCCUUCUUCAGCUCAAAAAGCAUACGCCAUGAUUUGAAUCACCAGGAAUUAAUCGGACCACCCCAACCAGAAUGGCGUGGUUCAGUGGGAAAGUCUCUUUGGGGAACUUCCCCGAUCUCGCCGGGGCCGUGAAUAAGCUCCAGGAGAGCGUCAAGAACAUCGAGAAGAACAAGCUGAUGAUAAUGAAGCUGAUGUUAAAGGGCAACAUCUGAGCUCAGGGGAAAAUGCGUCUGACUCUUUAGUGAUUGAAUUGGAGAAGGUGAAGAUGGAGAUGAAGAUGAUGGAAGCUGCAUUGCAAGGUGCUGCAAGACAGGCCCAGGCAAAAGCUGAUGAGAUUGCAAAGUUUAUGAAUAAAAAUGAACAAUUAAAAUCUGCGAUCGAGGAUUUGAAGAGAAAAUCCAAUGAUGCAGAAGUCGAGUCACUGCGAGAGGAAUACCAUCAAAGGGUUGCAACACUUGAAAGGAAGGUGUAUGCUCUUACAAAGGAAAGGGACACGCUUCGGCGGGAGCAGAAUAAGAAAAGUGAUGCAGCUGCUCUUCUGAAGGAAAAGGAUGAAAUAAUUAAUCAAGUUAUGGCUGAAGAUUAUAAUGGCAAAACCAGCAGGUGGCCUUAGUGAGAGAGAUCAGCAUACAGGGAUGGAUGAGGACUAAUUUUGUGUGUAUGACAAUUGACUAUCUUUGCUUGUAUUGCUCUAUGUUAGGGAUCUUUUGUUCCAUUUUAGUAACAAUUUUGUUUAGGAGAAAAAAGAAAAAUAUUGCAGUUCAUGCUUUGUAAAUGCCACUCUUCUGUUAUGAUGGACACGUGGUAUGCCCUUGUUGGGUAGGUUUUGGAUUGAAACCAUGGUCGAGUGCUUGAGCCAUGUUUAGUGUGAAGCUUGAAUGGAUUUUCUUUUCUGUUGUAUUUGGCCCUUGUCUUUUCAAGCAUGCCAAAAAUCAUCCUAGUUUUGUAAUAUGUGGUUUGUGUCCAAUUAAUUUACUGUGGACCUUGCAUUUUUGUA
This is a messenger RNA of Prunus persica (peach), 1136 nucleotides long. Its product is annotated as golgin candidate 5-like. NCBI's taxonomy places the organism in Eukaryota, Viridiplantae, Streptophyta, Magnoliopsida, Rosales, Rosaceae. The transcript has 6 exons. The record is from RefSeq and is a predicted model, not a curated record. Bases 405 to 752 code for a protein of 115 amino acids.